AUGACACUAAAUGUGACAUUAGCCUCUGACAGUGAUGGUUGGAACAAAAUUGUUAACGAACAGCUAGUGGUUGAAUUGGCCAAGGACAAAAGACUUAAAGUAAGUGGAUUUGUGCCCCGUAACACAAAGGAACAGAGAGAUCAUGCAGAGAGUAUAAACAUCAAACUUGUGGAUGCUGAGGAUUUCUCUGGUUACUCAGCAAUUGAACUUUUGGCACAUCCUCCCGAUAGUCUUGAUAUUGAUAUUCUGUUGAUACAUUCAGUUGGGCCUGCCCUUGGACGACAAGCACAAGUUAUAAAGAAACACAAGAAAUGCAAGUGGGCACAAGUUGUCCAUAUAGCUUGUGAGGAUGUUCAGGAAUUCUUAGAAAGUGCAGAUAAAAAUGAUCGUAAACUUCAGGCUGAGUUGUGUGGAAAGGCUGAUAUCAUCAUUACUAUUGGUCCAAAGGUUGCUGAAGAAUGCAAACGUUUCCUACGCUGCUCUGGAAAGCAUGGAGAUGUCUUUGAGCUAACUCCUGGAAUUAUUGAAAGCCCUCAUAUCCGUCAAGUAUACGAAGAUACAGGCAAAUUUUAUGUUUUGUUCAGUGGCUCAUGGAAAUAUUUUAAAGCAAAGGGAGGGGACAUUGCAGCCCAAGCAAUCAAGUUCCUCAAUGCAUCAUCCUACCACUUGAUAGUUGCCCUAAGGCCUUGUGAGAGGGAGAAUGAGGAAGAGAUUAAGCAGGCCUUACAACAGGAGGGCGUUGACCAUCACCAAUUCAGCGUAAGAAUCUCUGAGAGUCAUCAAGACUGGUGGAAAUGGCUGUGCGAGGUGGAUCUGAUCAUUAAACCAUCAAGAGCUGAAGGAUUUGGAAUGAGUGGCCUUCUUGCUAUUUCAGCCAACCUUCCUGUUCUGAUCAGCACAUACAGUGGACUUGGUGUUGUUCUGAAGAAUAUGUCCUCUGGACAAAAGCACGUGGUGGAAUCUGAAGAUCCACAGGUUUGGGCUGACAGAAUACGAGAGAUCAAAGAAAAAGGUAAAGAAACACGCUGGAUGGAAGCUGAGGAGCUGAGAAAUGAAUAUAUGACACAGUUCAGCUGGAAGGAACAGUGCGAUAAAUUGGUGGAGACGUUUUCUGGAAUGGUCCAGCAAGGUGAUGGUAUGUGAUGUAGAUUUAUUGCUUUUUCCAUCUACAUGUACCAUAGCAAAAUUUUAGUUUUAGUGGCAGGUCUAUAAACUGUAUAGCUGAGAGGCACAUACCCUUUAAGGUGGCUAUACAUGUCAAUGCCUCAGUACAAAUUUUGCUCUAGCCAUACAUCCUUAAAGUAGUGAUAAUAGUUUGUACAUGUGAGCUGUUAUCAUUAGGACAGACACUAAUAAGAAGAUAUACUGGCGAUUGUUUUUCAGCACUCUGUUCAUAAUAAUAUUUUCUUUGUCUAGUGAACAGGUUUCUGUUAAGAUCUGGCAAAGAAAAAAUAGAAAUAGUGAAACUCUGCGAUAGAAAAGAAUCGUAUCAUGGAUUUGUUUAAUCUCUUCUUGUGAGUUUUUUUGUGUAUGUAAUAAAGUUUUUGUUGUUGACCUGCGCUCAUACAAUAAAACCUAAAACAAGAAACUGCGGAUUAAGGACCUCUAAGCUGAAAUUUGGCCUGAAUAAGAUGUUUGUAAGUCAUGUUAUUUAAUAAGAACCACUCUGUCUUAUGCUAAAGGAAACAGGGGUUCUUAGAUGUACCCUUUUUCUGUACUGUUUUUUCUCCAACGAGAGUAAGAGGCUUUCCUCUGGGCUAAAUUAGUAACUAGGUUACCCCAUUCCCUUCUACUCGCAUACUCAAACACAAGGAUUCCCCAACAAAAGCUGUUUUCCUCACUUGCUUCUCUCGUUUGACUAUACAGCAUCAUCUCCUCUCUAUCUGAAUGUAGUUGCAGAGUUCUUUUAUGUGCAUUAGUUUAUCAAAAGCUAGUUUCCGAUUUGUUGAAUGAUACACCUACUGAAGUUACUGCCUUUAUCUUAGGUUCCCCUUUAAAGGUUCCCCUGUUUUGGUCAAAAUUUCAGGCACUUAUUUAAGGAAAUGCUUACUUCAAGUAAGUAAUGUGUUGUGAGAAAUUUGUUCCGUCUUUUUUGCUAAUGAUUACCACAUUUUCUAAUCUUGCAGGUGAAGAUUCAAACCACCAGGAAACACACCAGGCACUAACACUACAGAGGCUGUCCACCAAAGUCAAAGAAAUACCUCUAAGUGUCUUUUCCCAGGUAUGUGUGAAGUUAAACGUCAAACAACAGUUGGGAUUCAAUGACUUCAGAAUGUUCGCUGAGAGAGUUGGAUUAAAAAGGGAUGAAACAGACUACAUAGACCAAAGAUUUCCAAACCCCACUGAGGAAAUUGUGAACAAGUGGACACAGAAGGGUCAGGCAACAGUUGGGCAACUGAUUGAGUGGUUGAAGGACGACAGUUUUCAAAGGAUGGAUGUAGCAGAAAUCCUUGAGGACUGGGUCAAGGGAAGACCAUCACAGUGA
Messenger RNA from Porites lobata, 2485 nucleotides. Lineage: Eukaryota; Metazoa; Cnidaria; Anthozoa; Scleractinia; Poritidae. The record is from the annotation of a GenBank genome assembly.